CGCUCUGCGACGGCGGAGUCAUAGAGACGUUCCGGCGGGGCCGGAGCCAGGGCCGGGGCCUGCGCGGGGACGAUAGCGGCGCGGCCCGAGCCCCGCGGCGGCGGCGGCAGCUUUGGUAUGGCGGCCGAAGGGAAGGUGGCGGGGCAGAGCCAGGAGCAGUUCCUGCUGCUGGCCAAGGCGGCCCGCGGCGCCGCCCUUGCCAGCCUCAUCCACCAGGUGCUGGAGGCCCCGGGCAUCUACGUCUUCGGGGAGCUGCUGGACAUGCCCGCCGUGCGGGAGUUGGCCGACACCGAGUUCUCGCCCGUCUUCCGCCUCCUCACCAUCUUCGCCUACGGCACCUACGCGGAUUACCUGGCUGAAGCAGCAAACCUCCCUGCCUUGACCGAGGCUCAGAAGAACAAGCUGAGGCACCUGUCGGUCGUCACUCUGGCAGCCAAGAUCAAGUGCAUCCCCUACUCCGUGCUGCUGGAGCAGCUGCAGCUGAAGAACGUGCGGCAGCUGGAGGACCUGGUGAUCGAGGCCGUGUAUGCAGAUGUGCUUCGGGGCAGCCUGGACCAGCGGAACCAACGCCUGGAGGUGGAUUACAGCAUUGGGAGGGACAUCCGGAGGGAGGAGCUAAGCACCAUCACCCGCACAUUGCAGGAGUGGUGCCAGGGCUGCGAGGUGGUCCUGUCGGGCAUUGAGGAGCAGGUCAGCCGGGCCAACCAGCACAAAGAGCAACAGCUGGCACUUAAGCAGCAGAUAGAGAGCGAGGUGGCAAACCUGAAGAAGACCAUCAAAGUAACUACAGCAGCUGCUGCAGCAGCUACAUCGCAAGACCCAGAGCAGCACCUAACGGAGCUGAGGGAGCCAGCCCCUGGCACCAACCAGCGCCAGGCCAGCAAGAAAACCUCCAAAGCCAAAGGGCUCCGGGGCAGCGCGAAGAUUUGGUCUAAAUCAAACUAGUUGGAUCUCCCGUCGCAACUGGGAGGGUGAGAGGAAGAGAUUUGGGGGACAGAAGGGUAGCAAAGGUCCCAGGUGUGAUGCUUCCGAGCUCUUCUCUGAGAUCCAUCUCGCCAGCUAAUUCUCCUGCAUGUUUGUUCCCUUUCCUGUCCUCUUUACCGGCUUCCCAGGGCAGCAUCUCCCUCCCUCCCGUUCAUCAAGGCAUUUCACACUCUAAGCUCCCAGCUGUGUGUGUUGCUGUUCCCCUGCCCCUCCAGCCACCACGGCCACCUGGUCCUUCCUCUGUCCCUCUCUCCCUCUGUCCCUGUCCUCUGACAGAUUGGUUUAAAGAGCCACAGAGCUGCGUCGGUCACUGCUGCACCCACGGGGCGCCACGGGAAGAGCGCGCUGGUGCUCCUCAGCCAUCGUUUUGGCUCCGUGAGACCCCUGGGAUACUUUGCUCCAGGAUGCAGCCGCCAUCUUUGUUUGUUUAAUCUUUGUUUUGCUAGGUGGGAGGGUAGUUUUUGAAGGGAUUCUUUUGAAAAUAUAUAAAUAUAUUAUAAAUAUAUAUAAAACCAUAAAAAUAUAGAUCUAUGGACAUGUCUCUAUAAACUUCUUGUGCUCCUGUU
Molecule: messenger RNA, 1550 nt
Organism: Colius striatus (speckled mousebird)
Lineage: Eukaryota; Metazoa; Chordata; Aves; Coliiformes; Coliidae
Gene: COPS7A
Product: COP9 signalosome subunit 7A
Exons: 7
Coding region: 118-945 (275 amino acids)
Biological process (GO): COP9 signalosome assembly
Cellular component (GO): COP9 signalosome
Source: RefSeq, a predicted model, not a curated record